AUGUCGCGUCCGACUGAAGAAAGAAAUCAAGAUGCCACUGUAUACAUUGGAAACCUUGACGAACGCUGUACAGAAGCAUUGAUUUGGGAGCUAAUGCUUCAGGCUGGCCCAGACCGUGUUACUCAAACGCAUCAAGGUUAUGGCUUUUGUGAGUAUAUGAGCGAAGAAGAUGCUGAUUAUUCUAUAAAAAUAAUGAAUCAAAUUAAACUAUAUGGAAAACCUAUUCGUGUCAAUAAGGCAACUUCUGAUAAAAAGAACUUGGAUGUUGGCGCUUCAUUAUUCAUCGGCAAUCUGGAUCCCGAUGUUGACGAGAAAAUGCUAUAUGAUACCUUUAGUGCAUUCGGUGUUAUUGUGCAGACUCCUAAGGUGCUUGCACUUCUUUGUGUGUUGUAUACUGGAAAUAGUAAAGGGUAUGGCUUUAUUUCUUACGAUAAUUUUGAUUCAUCCGAUGCUGCAAUCGACGCUAUGAACGCUCCUCAGCCAAUUAUAGCAGCACGACCAAUCGCUCCUAAUCCUCCAAUCGUUAGUGCAUUGUCACGACCUGUUGCAUUACCAUCACCAAUGGGCCACCUGCUAUGA
This is a messenger RNA of Racocetra fulgida, 579 nucleotides long. NCBI's taxonomy places the organism in Eukaryota, Fungi, Glomeromycota, Glomeromycetes, Diversisporales, Gigasporaceae. The record is from the annotation of a GenBank genome assembly.